CCUUGGUGCCAGAGUGGUGGGGCUGGCCUGCCAGGGACACAGAUGGGAAGGAAGCCCAGUAUAAGAUAAAGCCCUGAGGAGCUGCUGGUGGCUUCUUGCCCACAGCUGAGCAGGUGGGCUCCAGGGUGGCCAAACAGGACCAGGAUGACCGCUGCUUCCAGGCUCUGGCUGAAUCUCGGGCCUCAGGUGAUUAAUCUGGAGGAACUCUUUUCCUGCCUUUUCUUGUGGAAUUUAGUCAGAGCCCCUCCAACCCAGCCACCCCCAAAUCUCACAGCUUCUCCAAGAGGGCAAAGCCCCAGGUUAGAGUGAGGCUGGGGGGCACCUUUGCCAAGGUUACUGAGGUUCAAGGAGCAGAGUCUGAUGCCUCUGGAGCUGGUCUUGGCUCUAUUACCCAGCUCUGUGGGUGCCCACCUAGAUAUCUAGGACUGUGCUAUUGGAUUUCAAAGCCACAACCAUGCCCCAAAAGUGAGUUGGUGAGACCAGAUCAGCUUUGGUGGGAGGAAGGGAUACAGGGGAAGGCACUUGAUGGGAAGAAGCUCUGGGUUUGACUCUGCCUAGAAAGGAACAUUGCAGGGAUUAGAGGUGCCUCUUUUCCUCUCUCUGCUGUGAUGGAUAUGCCCCAACCCCUUCCUGCCUCCUAGGAUUGGAACUCCCUCCUCUGAUCCAGGCAUCCUCUCCUAGGAUGCCUAGAAAGCUCCCAUUUACUCUUGCCACCAGCUCCUUGGGAAGAUAGGGGCAGGGGCAUGCUUCCAGGCAGGGGGUAUUCCCAGAACCUUAGUUGGAGGGAUGUUUAUUUGGAUUGGGGGGUAAGGGGAAGUGUCUCAGAAUUGGUCUGAGCAGAUGUUUUGAACAUCUGUGACCACCAUUCCUGGUGUGGGUGUGUCCCAGUCCUUUUGGACACUGGAUCUGAAGAAAUGGAAGCACUGACGUGGAGGGCCCUGAAUCCCAAGCCUGCUGCUGCUGGGACCCUUAAAGUUGAGGUGCACCACAAGGCUCACCACUGCGUGUUUCCGAAAGUCCCCAGUGUCUUCAGGGCCUCUGAGGCUACAGUGGGCAGUGCUCAGUAUACUGCUUAGAGCCAAUGCUGAGGGGACAGGGAGCCAGCAAGUCAAGUGCCACAUCCUGACCUGGAGAGGUGCCCUGGCCCAUUUCCUUCUCCAGCUUUGUGAUACUGCCUUUGUUUCCUUCCACUUGGAUGGAGUCCCGCCACCGUGGUAAUAUUAAGUAGCACCAAAAGCUCUACCCAGAGCCUACUAUGUGCUUUACAUCCAUUCUCAGACAUUCUUACAACACGGAGGCAUUUUUCCUGCUUUACCAAUCAGGAAACUGCUCAAGGAGAUUAAGUAACUUACCCAAGGCCUCCUAUGUGUAACUAGGACUGGACCUUUAGUCUGUCUGACUCCAAUAUCAGGAUGAGCUUGCUUUUUUCCUCAGCAAGCUGCCUCUGGGAGCCCCAAAAGGCUCCAGGACUGAGGAGGCUUCUAAAAGGGCCUCACAUGCCCCAGGAGCCAGGUGGAUACAGAACGAGGGUUCGCACUCUCAGAGAGUUGGUCCCCAGUUCCCAUGCAGGGAGUGGAGCUUCUGAGCACUGCCAGAGCAACAGGCAGGGUUCUUGCCAGCACGGAGCCUCACGGAGUGAGCAGGCAGGUGGAGCUCUUGCUCCACCACAGCCCCUCUGCGGUCUCUGCAGCCGUUUGCAUUUCCUGAAACCGGAUCUUGGUGUCAGAGCCGCCCCCAGCCGGGCGGGCGCCUCAGCCAUGGCCCUGCGCAAGGAACUGCUCAAGUCCAUCUGGUACGCCUUUACCGCGCUGGACGUGGAGAAGAGCGGCAAAGUCUCCAAGUCCCAGCUCAAGGUGCUGUCCCACAACCUGUACACGGUCCUGCACAUCCCCCAUGACCCCGUGGCCCUGGAGGAACACUUCCGAGAUGAUGACGACGGCCCUGUGUCCAGCCAGGGAUACAUGCCCUACCUCAACAAGUACAUCCUGGACAAGGUGGAAUACCUGCUGAAAAAGGUACUCAGCAGCAUGAGCUUGGAGGUGAGCUUGGGUGAACUGGAGGAGCUUCUGGCCCAGGAGGCCCAGGUGGCCCAGACCACCGGGGGCCUCAGCGUCUGGCAGUUCCUGGAGCUCUUCAACUCAGGCCGCUGCCUGCGGGGCGUGGGCCGGGACACCCUCAGCAUGGCCAUCCACGAGGUCUACCAGGAGCUCAUCCAAGAUGUCCUGAAGCAGGGCUACCUGUGGAAGCGAGGGCACCUGAGAAGGAACUGGACCGAACGCUGGUUCCAGCUGCAGCCCAGCUGCCUCUGCUACUUUGGGAGUGAAGAGUGCAAAGAGAAAAGAGGCAUUAUCCCGCUGGAUGCACACUGCUGCGUGGAGGUGCUGCCAGACCGCGACGGAAAGCGUUGCAUGUUCUGUGUGAAGACAGCCACCCGCACGUAUGAGAUGAGCGCCUCAGACACGCGCCAGCGCCAGGAGUGGACAGCUGCCAUCCAGAUGGCGAUCCGGCUGCAGGCCGAGGGGAAGAAGUCCCUACAUAAGGACCUGAAGCAGAAACGGCGCGAGCAGCGGGAGCAGCGGGAGCGGCGCCGGGCGGCCAAGGAGGAGGAGCUGCUGCGGCUGCAGCAACUGCAGGAGGAGAAGGAGCGGAAGCUGCAGGAGCUGGAGCUGCUGCAGGAGGCGCAGCGGCAGGCGGAGCGGCUGCUGCAGGAGGAGGAGGAGCGGCGCCGCAGCCAGCACCGCGAGCUGCAGCAGGCGCUCGAGGGCCAACUGCGCGAGGCAGAGCAGGCCCGGGCCUCCAUGCAGGCUGAGAUGGAGCUGAAGGAGGAGGAGGCUGCCCGGCAGCGGCAGCGCAUCAAGGAGCUGGAGGAGAUGCAGCAGCGGUUGCAGGAGGCCCUGCAACUAGAGGUGAAAGCUCGGCGAGAUGAGGAAUCUGUGCGACUCGCUCAGACCAGACUGCUGGAAGAGGAGGAAGAGAAGCUGAAGCAGCUGAUGCAGCUGAAGGAGGAGCAGGAGCGCUACAUCGAACGGGCGCAGCAGGAGAAGGAAGAGCUGCAGCAGGAGAUGGCACAGCAGAGCCGCUCCCUGCAGCAGGCCCAGCAGCAGCUGGAGGAGGUGCGGCAGAACCGGCAGAGGGCUGACGAGGAUGUAGAGGCUGCCCAGAGAAAACUGCGCCAGGCCAGCACCAAUGUGAAACACUGGAAUGUCCAGAUGAACCGGCUCAUGCAUCCAAUUGAGCCUGGAGAUAAGCGUCCGGUCACCAGCAGCUCCUUCACAGGCUUCCAGCCCCCUCUGCUUGCCCGCCGUGACUCUUCCCUAAAGCGCCUGACCCGCUGGGGAUCCCAGGGCAACAGGACCCCUUCGCCCAACAGCAAUGAGCAGCAGAAGUCCCUCAACGGUGGGGAUGAGGCUCCUGUCCCGGCUUCCACCCCUCAGGAAGAUAAACUGGAUCCAGCACCAGAAAAUUAGCCUCUCCUAGCCCCUUGUUCUUCCCAAUGUCAUAUCCACCAGGACCUGGCCACAGCUGGCCUGUGGGUGAUCCCAGCUCUUACUAGGAGAGGGAGCUGAGGUCCUGGUGCCAGGGGCCCAGCCUCCAACCAUAAACAGUCCAGAAUGGAACCUGGUUCACCCUUCAUACCAGCUCCAAGCCCCAGACCAUGGGGACUGUCUGGGGUGUUGAUCCUUGAGAACUUGCCCUGUGCUUUAGACCCAAGGACCCAACCCCUGGGCUGGGAAAGAGUGAACAAGCAAGCUGGGGCCACCUGCCCCCAGGUGGCCACCAAGUUGUGGAAGCACAUUUCUAAAUAAAAACUGCUCUUAGAAUGAA
This is a messenger RNA of Cercocebus atys (sooty mangabey), 3825 nucleotides long. RefSeq names its product differentially expressed in FDCP 6 homolog (mouse) (gene DEF6). Bases 1413 to 3467 code for a protein of 684 amino acids. The transcript is spliced from 10 exons. The record is from RefSeq and is a predicted model, not a curated record. Lineage: Eukaryota; Metazoa; Chordata; Mammalia; Primates; Cercopithecidae. Gene Ontology annotation, cellular component: cytoplasm; nucleus.